Messenger RNA from Seriola aureovittata, 1658 nucleotides. RefSeq lists its product as uncharacterized. The coding region runs from base 7 to 1047 and encodes 346 amino acids. Lineage: Eukaryota; Metazoa; Chordata; Actinopteri; Carangiformes; Carangidae. The record is from RefSeq and is a predicted model, not a curated record. The transcript is spliced from 5 exons. Gene Ontology annotation, biological process: response to bacterium.
AUCACGAUGACAUCUCUGAAGUUUGCUUCACGUCUGACUGUUCUGUUCUUGUGGAGAAUAGCCUUUGUGACUAAUCUCAAGAUGUCCUCAUCGGUGCGUCAAGACAGUGGUUUUAUACCAGCUAAAGUUGGAGACAAUGUGACUUUACGAUGUGUUAAUGAAGGUAAAGCUUUAGUGAUAUACUGGUAUAAACAAACUCUGGGAAAGAAACCAAAGCGCAUCUCUUCCUUCUAUAAACAUGACAAAAGUGGCAGUCUUAUUGACGAAUUCAAAAACUUUUCACGGUUUUCAAUCGAGAUUAUUCAUGGUAAGAACCACCUGACAAUCUCAGAUUUACACAUUUCAGACUCAGCGACUUACUACUGCUUAAGUUACUAUGCAAACAGGUUUGAAUUUACAGAGGGUGUUACUGUCAGUGUAAAGGGUUCAGGAUUGAACAUCCAAGCUUUGGUUCAUCAGUCAGGGUCUGAGACCAUCCAGCCAGGAGGCUCUGUGAAUCUCAGCUGUACAGUACACACUGGGACCUGUGAUGGAGAACACAGUGUUUACUGGUUCAAAGACUCUGAAGAAUCUCAUCCAGGAUUCAUUUACACUCAUGGAGACAGGAAUGAUCAGUGUGAGAGGAAACCUGAGACACAAACACAAACCUGUGUCUACAAUUUGCCGAUGAAGAGCCUGAAUCUUUCUCAUGCUGGGACUUAUUGUGCUGUUGCCUCAUGUGGACAUGUUCUGUUUGGAAAACAGAAAAAGUUGGACUCAGCGGAUAAGGACAAUUCAUAUGCCUUGGUGUAUUUGUUGAGUGGAGCUUUGGCAUUCACCACCAUCCUGGCUGUUUUGCUAUCAUAUGCAGCAUAUAGAAUGAACAAAAGCUGUCAUCGUACAGACUCUCAAGCAAGAUCUUCAUCUGACUCAGCCUCAAAUACAGAAGGUUACCAGAAUUCAGACAACCUUCAUUAUGCAGCUUUGAAGAAGCAUAAGAUCAACAGGAUAAAAAGACACAGGGAGAACACACAAACUGAAUGUGUGUACUCCACUGUAAGGCAGUAGAGCUGGACGUAUUUCAUUUGUACUUUGUUUCUGUGUAAGAAGUGAUUGUCUAAAUCUGUGUAUCAAGCUUUAUAUUUUUCUUUCUUUAAUAGAAGCACUGUUGUAGCAAUGCUUGUAAUGUCCUAAUAAAAGAAAUGCUUUCAGCAGGCAGGUGUCAGGUUGUUAAAAGUACUAUUUUAAGCCAUGCUAGCUAGCGGCUCAUGGUCUGUCUAUCAGUUGGUUCACCUCUGUGGUCCAACAUCCACUGGAUGGAUUGGCACAAAUUUAGUUUCAAAUACCCAAGGUGCCAUGAUCAUGAAUCCUACUGACUUUGUUGAUCUCCUGACUUUUCAUCUAGUUCCAUCACAGGAUCAAAAUUAUACAUUUUCCACGAAUUUACAAAACCUGCUAAACGUCAUGCAUGUUAGCAUUGUUGUUUUGAGCAUGUUAGCAUUGUUGUUCUGAGCAUGUUGAUAGUUGUUCUGAGCAUGUUAGCACACUGACAUAUUGUAUUUAGCUCAAAGCUCCACUGUGCUGAAGUACAGCUUCAGAGAGCUGUUAACAUGGCAUAACUUUCUGUCAGAUUUCAACGCCAUAUACAGAAGGAAAAAUCUUGAUCUUCAAUAAACUAA